Trematosphaeria pertusa is the source of this 1102-nucleotide messenger RNA. RefSeq lists its product as uncharacterized. The record is from RefSeq and is a predicted model, not a curated record. The transcript has 4 exons. The coding region runs from base 139 to 1065 and encodes 308 amino acids. Lineage: Eukaryota; Fungi; Ascomycota; Dothideomycetes; Pleosporales; Trematosphaeriaceae.
CAUUUGCGGGUGCUCAUGACCUCUUCAAGAAGUGAUAUGGUGAAUAUGACUUUCUCCCGCUGAAUACGUUCUUCUUCAACCUCCCCCAAUCCAUUUGAACGGUGAACCACCGACUGAUCUGUUCCACCCCUAGAACAGAUGGCGGAACCACAACCUGAGCCUGUAGCGAUCUUAAGCUGCAGAGCAGACUUCGAGAAGGCCUUCAAAUGGGACUGUAAUAGGAUCUUGAAUUACCUGUUGACUGUUGCCUGGGAUGAUCAGAAACGAAAUCCAAAGAAAAAUCUCGAUGGUGUAUGUGGAUACCUAAUGAGGCGGGUGCGCAAUCGUCUUGGGUUCGGGGAUGGGGCCAUUUUAGGGGGUUUAUCCAUCAACCGGCCACCUGCAACCAUCCUCUGGACCGGGCCGGGCCCAAACAGCGAACAGAGACAGAUCCCUAUCUGCGAGUUCCUAGCAGCGGUUGCGUUUAUACUCACAGAGACGUCCAUAAUUUCUGUAGAGUCACCCGAACAGUGCUGUUACCCUCUGCUAGCGAUGUAUGGCAAAUGGUGUACGACUAUCUGCCAAGAAUUCGCAAACCUGGGAACCGCCUGUCAGGUCCCUAGUAAAGUUGCCAUCAGUUGGCUCUGGACAGGCCACGGUCAGAUCCAGAAGAUAGUGCUGGGAAGUUGUAUGGCGGGAAAUCCGGAAGGGCCGAACAACGAAGAGUCCUUCAGAAAGAGAUGCUGGCAAUUCAGGAAAGAGGUUGUGAUGCGCUCGAUAUGGGACUACGGGGAUGCAAUCGCACCCAAUCUCGCAAAUCCAAAUGAGCGCGGUUUUUACGAUUGGGGCGUCUGCGCUGAGACAUAUCCUUUUCACCUCCUGGCCACAGCCCAUCCUUCUAUGAAACCCUAUGUAUAUGGUAGGACACUGGUCUGCUUGGGUGGUAUUUCUAAAUGCGACAUAUAUGAAUCCACCGACGUGCAGACGCUCUUGAGCGGACCCUGCCCGAAUUGUCAAAUAUACGUAGAGCGCCUUGGUGGAGUUCCUACAAAUUACGGCUACGAAAAGUGGAGGAAGGAGGCUUAAUGGAAUUGCUGGACACGAGGACAGUGUACAAUUAGCA